Messenger RNA from Meloidogyne enterolobii, 1719 nucleotides. The record is from the annotation of a GenBank genome assembly. Lineage: Eukaryota; Metazoa; Nematoda; Chromadorea; Rhabditida; Meloidogynidae.
AUGACAGCAAAAAUUGAAAUUAAUUCUUCUUCCUCAACUUCAAAUCCCCGUCUUUUAGGUUCUACUCGAUUAAAUAUUGCUUUUUUGUGUUUUUUUGGAUGUGCAAUUAUUUACAGUCUUCGGUCAAAUUUAAGUUUUGCAAUUGUUUGUAUGGUUAAGGAUGAUGGUGUGGGAGAGAAUAAAACAAAAAUAUAUGGAUGUAAUAAUAAUUAUAAUAAUGAAAAAGAAAUUAUUGCACAAAGACAACGAAGAGAAUUAAAUAAUAUUAAAAUUAAUGAAAUUUCUGAGCCAUCUUUAAAUGGCACAAAUUUCCAAGAAUUUAAUAAUGUUGGUGCUGCAGAUAUAAUAAUAGGAGAAUUUGAUUGGUCCAAACAAUUACAGGGCCAAAUACUUGGGGCUUUUUUCUUUGGUUAUUUAACUUCCCAAAUGUUGGGGGGAAUUUUGGCAGGAAGAUUUGGGGCUAAAAUUGUUUUGUUUGUUGCUGUAUUAGCCUCUUCUUUAAUUUCAAUACUUUCACCUGGAAUGGCUAGAUUUAAUGUUGCUAUUUUUAUUUCAAUAAGAGCUUUACUUGGAUUUACACAAGGUGUUAUAUUCCCAGCUAUGCACUCACUUUUGUCUGGAUGGGCGCCUCCAAUGGAAAGAGGUAUUCUAACAGGCUUAAGCUAUGCUGGUGCUCAAGUUGGAAAUAUGCUUGUAAUGCCCCUUUCUGGUUUAUUAUGUCGACAUGGUCUUGAUGGUGGUUGGCCUUCAAUAUUUUAUUUGUUUGGAGCUAUUGGACUUUUUUGGUGCUUAAUUUGGUUUUUAAUUGGUGCUGAUUCUCCACAAAAACAUAAAACAAUUAAAGAAAAUGAAAGAGAAUAUAUUCUUGAAAGUUUGGGGAAAAAUAAAGAAAAUAAUUCUCCUAUCGAAAUUAAAAGACGUCCAAUUCCUCUUUAUUCAAUUUUAACGUCCAAACCAGUUUGGGCAAUUUUUAUUGGACAUUUUGCUGGUGAUUGGGGUUCAUAUACAAUGGCUUUGGGCAUUCCAUCCUUUUUAAAUGAUGUUUUAGGAUUGCAACUAACAUCUAUGGGAAUUGUGUCUGCCCUUCCAUAUUUGGCAUAUUUUGCUUUUAUAAAUAUUGGUGGACAUUUUGCCGAUAAACUCCAACAAAAAGGUGUUUUCUCAACAUUAAAUUGUCGUCGUUUAGCCAUGUUGAUAGCCUAUGGAGGGCAGGCUUUAAUGCUUGUUGCUAUAGGCUAUUGUGGAUGUCAUCAACACAAUUUAGUAAUUCUUUUACUAAUUCUCUCCACUGGAAUUUCUGGGUUUCAAUAUGCCGGUUUUGUUGUUAAUUAUAUGGAUAUUUGCCCAGAAUUGUCAGGAUUUGUUCUUGGAAUUGGCAAUACUUUGUCAUGCUUGGCGGGCCUUUUAUCACCAAUAAUUAUGGGGUGGUUAACACCAAAUGGUUCAAAAGAGGAAUGGCUACUUGUUUUUUAUGUUACAGCAUUUAUUUUGGUUGUUGGGGCAUUAAUAUUUUCAUUCUUUGCUAGUGCCGAAGUUCAAGAAUGGGCAAAAGAAGAUUUUGAUUAUUCUUCUAAUGAUGCAGAAAGUCAAGAAAAACAACAAAAAAUAAGUGUAGAACAACAAAAAUUGCCACUUUUGGAAAAUGAUAUAACAACACAAUUUGUAUUGCAACAAAGAGAAGAUUGUGAAGAAAUUGGAAGAAGGAAAGAAAAGGAAUAA